GUAAGUGCUGCGUACAACACCUCAGCCUCAAUUAGUGCAAUAUAAAAUACGCUUUUAGUCACAAUGUGAAGCAAAACAAAGCGGAUCUCAGCACACGAAACAACACCUGCAGGCCAGCAUUCAUUAGCACUCAAAAAAUCAAUGAAUGACAACAACGCUCAGUCACAAGAUUCACUGUCGCCGUCGUCGUCCAUCGAAUAGCUCAGCGACUACCUCCCCACAAAAGGCUUAAAACCUUUCCAGAACUCGAACAUUGCCCCACACCGCACAUGUCUGUCCCAGUGUAAACUUCUAUGCUUUUGAUCAGAAGAGGCUCAUCGUGAACUGGCAAUCAAUUAAGAGGCACACCAACACAAUCAGUUUUUGGGUCUAGCUGCACUUGACCCCCAACAAUGGCCGAGGGCGACUACAGAGAGCAUGUGGAGCGAACUGAGCUUCCGGCCCCGAUGAUUUCCCGCAAAGAAGUCAGCAUUUGGGCUAUUCUGAAGAACUGCAUUGGCAAGGACCUGAGCAAGAUCACCAUGCCAGUCAUGCUCAAUGAGCCGCUGAGCUUCCUCCAGAGACUCUGUGAGUACAUGGAGUACGCCGAACUAUUGACCGAGGCGGCGCAGCAGGAAUCGCCGGCGGACCGGAUGAAAUACGUUGCGGCCUUUGCCGUAUCAGCAUUAGCCUCUAACUGGGAGCGACUGGGCAAGCCGUUCAAUCCGCUCCUCGGAGAGACCUACGAGCUGCAGCGAGGCGAUUAUCGCAUUGUCUGUGAACAGGUAUCCCACCAUCCGCCGGUAUCAGCAUUUCACGCCGAGUCCAAGGACUUUAAGUUCCAUGGCACCAUUAAUCCCAAAAUCAAGUUCUGGGGCAAAAGCGUUGAGGUUAAUCCCAAAGGAACAGUCACCGUUGAGUUUCCCAAAUGGAAUGAAACCUAUAGUUGGACCAAUGUGAACUGCUGCGUCCACAACAUAAUCGUGGGCCGACUGUGGAUAGAGCAGUAUGGAAAAAUGGAGAUCUCCAAUCAUUCCACCGGCCAUGUGGCUAGCCUCACCUUCAAGUCAGCCGGAUCCGGAGCCAAGAACUUGCAUCGUGUUGAGGGAUUCGUUCGAGACUCAAGUGACACCAAUCUUUUCUUUCUGUAUGGCAAGUGGACCGAGUUUAUCAAAUGCUGUUCGGCUGAGUCCUAUAGUCAGUACUUGAAACAGGGAACCCGGAAGAACGAUGACUUCGAUGGCUCGCCGAAUGGAACACCAAAGAAAAUGUUCUCGAAACUGAACAGCUUCAAGCUGAACUCCUUCCGCAGCCUGUCGAUCCAAGACAAUGAAAGCUAUCCGCCCAUGGAGCAAGAGGGCGACAUACCAAAGAGUGACUCUGCAUACUCGAUUGAUAUUCCGGACUCCACCACCUUGUGGAGCUGUAAGCCCAGACCUUCCAACUGUAACGAGUAUUACCAGUUUACGCAUUUCGCGCUUCAGCUAAACGCUAUGGAUAAUAAUAUGAAACCACCGCUAACUCUAUGCCCUACCGAUUCGCGACUGCGACCUGAUAUAUUAUACCUAGAAGACGGAAACCUGGAUGGGGCGUCCAAGGAGAAGACUCGCCUCGAAGAGAAGCAAAGGCAUACACGAAAACAAAGGAAAUCCGCCAACAGUGAUGACUGGACACCGAAAUGGUUUAAGUACGUAAUUAACCCCCACACCAAAACCGAGGAUUGGCUGUAUAGUGGAGGCUAUUGGGACCGCAAAUACGAGAACACCGAUACGAUAUUUUAGAUACAUUUUGUAGAACGCUUAUAUGCUUACGGUACAUAGAUAUAUUUGUAAAAAGUUUGCGAGUUGUUUAAACUUAGGAGUCGUUACUAAUAACUGGAUAAUUGUACAUAGUACGAAACUGUACUAAUGAUUGGAAACCAUAGCACUCUCCAUAUCUAUUCGAUACGAAGCUAUACUCUCAAUUUAUUUACAUAGCGAAGUUGUGCUUAAAAAGGGUACUCUUACUGUUUAAUUCUUUAUUAUUUUAGGAAGAAACUGACCUAGAGAUUCCCAGCCAUAACUCUCCAUUUACAUUUAUAUUGCCAAAAAAACUCUUUAUUUUGGUACGAAACUGUUCUAAAAUUAUACCAUUCUCCAUAGCAAAAUAAAGGUUGCCCAUUUACUGUCCAUUUCAGUACAAAACUGUGCUAAAAACGGAUAAUUUUCUUCCCUUCAAUUCAACAAACCGUGCUCCUUACGAAACUUUAAUAGGGGUUUCCAAUUAUUACUGUCAAUUUCGUUUCCAUUUUAGAAUGAAACUGCUUUAAAAUUAUUGCCAAUUAUAAACAGCCCGUUUCCUUCCAUUCGCAAGAUCUCCCAUCAGGUGAUUCUAAGAUAUGAAAGAGUUGAUCAAACCGCACAAGCAUCCUUGGAAACGCAUACAUUUAGUUGAGAGCGCUUACCCUUGGUAGUAUUUAUGUGCGUGUAUACAUAGUUGUUAAUUCGCGGCGAUUCCAUAAAAAGCAAUUAAAAUGUUAUUCAGUUGUUUGUUGCACUUAAA
Messenger RNA from Drosophila kikkawai, 2520 nucleotides. Its product is annotated as oxysterol-binding protein-related protein 2. The record is from RefSeq and is a predicted model, not a curated record. Gene Ontology annotation, molecular function: sterol binding. Lineage: Eukaryota; Metazoa; Arthropoda; Insecta; Diptera; Drosophilidae. Gene Ontology annotation, cellular component: cytosol; intracellular membrane-bounded organelle; perinuclear endoplasmic reticulum.